Lytechinus variegatus (green sea urchin) is the source of this 2169-nucleotide messenger RNA. RefSeq names its product developmentally-regulated GTP-binding protein 2-like (gene drg2). The record is from RefSeq and is a predicted model, not a curated record. Gene Ontology annotation, cellular component: cytoplasm. Lineage: Eukaryota; Metazoa; Echinodermata; Echinoidea; Temnopleuroida; Toxopneustidae. Gene Ontology annotation, biological process: cytoplasmic translation. The transcript is spliced from 13 exons. The coding region runs from base 128 to 1222 and encodes 364 amino acids. Gene Ontology annotation, molecular function: GTP binding; GTPase activity.
UAGGAUAUUAGUGCAGCUCUCGAAGCUUAUCGUGCAUGUUUUUACUGAAAAAACUUGUCAGUUUGAUUAUCUAGACCUUAACUGUUUUGUUUGUUUCCUGUACUUUUUUUAAGUUGAAUAUAAGAAAAUGGGGAUUCUAGAGAAGAUAGCUGAGAUAGAGAGGGAAAUCGCAAGGACGCAGAAAAAUAAAGCAACGGAAUACCAUCUGGGUCUGUUGAAAGCCAAGCUUGCCAAGUACAGGUCUCAACUGUUGGAACCUACAGGAAAGAGUGGAGCCAAGGGAGAGGGUUUUGAUGUGAUGAAAUCAGGAGAUGCCAGAGUUGCUCUCAUUGGUUUUCCUUCUGUUGGUAAGUCGACACUCCUCAACACGUUGACCAAGACCCACAGUGAGUCUGCAGCUUAUGCCUUCACCACGCUCACAUGUAUACCUGGAGUUAUCGAGUAUAACGGUGCUAACAUCCAGCUUCUUGAUUUACCAGGAAUCAUAGAGGGUGCUGCCCAAGGCAAGGGAAGAGGUCGUCAGGUUAUAGCUGUAGCAAGGACAGCCGACCUGGUUGUCAUGAUGUUAGAUGCUAAUAAAGGAGACGUUCAGAAGAAUCUGCUGGAGAAAGAGUUAGAGACUGUGGGUCUGAGAUUGAAUAAGCAGAGACCUAAUAUCUAUUUCAAGCAAAAGAAAGGAGGUGGUGUGUCAUUCAACGCAACGUGUACCCUAACAAAAUGCAAUGAGAAGUUGGUUCAUAUGAUUCUACAUGAAUACAAAAUCUUCAAUGCAGAAGUGUUGUUCCGUGAAGAUUGCUCUCCAGAUGAGUUCAUAGAUGUGAUCAAUGCUAAUAGAAUCUACCUUCCAUGUAUAUAUGUGUACAAUAAGAUCGAUCAGACGUCCAUUGAGGAGGUAGAUAGGAUAGCACACCAGCCUCAUUGUCUUGUUAUCAGCUGUGAAAUGAAACUCAAUCUAGAUUACUUACUGGAGAAGAUCUGGGAAUACCUCAAUCUUAUUUGCCUCUACACCAAGAAACGCAGUCAUCGACCUGAUUUUGAAGAAGGCAUUAUAAUGAGGCGAGGCUGCUCUGUAGAACAUGUGUGUCACUCAAUCCAUAGAACACUAGCUGAGAGAUUCAAGUAUGCCUUAGUCUGGGGAACCAGCACAAAGUACAGUCCACAGAGAGUUGGUCUGACCCACUUAGUUCAUCACGAAGAUGUAAUUCAAGUUGUUAAAAAGUGAUGUAGAUCUUGCCUAAUUCCGUCAACAGUGAUAUGUUAACCCGUUGCCUACUCAAACCAAUGGUCCCUGUACGAAGCCUACGGGAAUGACAGAAUUCGGUAGUCAAACGUGCAUCAGAACUUUUACCAAGUUAUACCAUGCAUUAUAAACUCCAUUGAGAUGUCCUGUCAGCAUUACUCUGAGUAUUUUGGAUGUCAGCAAGACAGAUUCUCCCGUGAAAACACUAUGUGAAACUAUUUCUCAUCAAUCUCAUGCCAAUCUUCCCUUUUUAUAACUGAACUGUAUUGGUCCAAGAGCAUUUGACAAUAGCAGUGGUCUCUUUUUCUUGACCAUCAACUUUGAAUAAGUAUGCAUGUCUUGGAUUUAAGUUUACAGGUAUACGCUUCAGGGCUAAUCAUGUUUGUAUCUUCAAUACAUUUUUUUUUUGUUCUCUCUGAGAAUGCAAAAAUGUCAUUUAACCAGUAUCAUACAACAAGAAAUGGUAUCAGCUCUAUUAGCGGAGCUAUCAAUCUUGCGUAUAUAUUAUGCUUAUGUUCUUACCUGUAGGUAUGUUCAAGUUGACUCAAAGAUGCUUUUCACUGAAUAGUCCAACAUACAUGUAAGAUGGUCUUUUUGGGACUAAUCGUCUGUGUUUAAUCUUGCUUUGUUAACAUUUCAUCAGUAUAAAAAGAUCUGUAAAGUGCACUAGGAAUGUUCCACAGGAUUUAAGUCUGAUUAAAAUUGCAAUGAAAUUCUCAAUUAUGUGUGCACACCAAAUUGGUCAGAUCACAUGUACUUAUCAAUGAGAAUGCAUGUUGAAUAUUAUUAUGUAUGUUAUCACUUCAGAAUGACUUUUAGUCAGACUCAAAUCUUAAUGAAACACCUCUCGUACACUUACUGCUACUGAAUAUCAAAUUUGUACAAUAGAACAAAGACAAUUUUGAAAAAUUAUGUAACAUAUUUAUGGU